Molecule: messenger RNA, 1381 nt
Organism: Sinocyclocheilus grahami
Lineage: Eukaryota; Metazoa; Chordata; Actinopteri; Cypriniformes; Cyprinidae
Product: sialoadhesin-like
Exons: 10
Coding region: 88-1176 (362 amino acids)
Source: RefSeq, a predicted model, not a curated record
UUUCAAUUCUUAAGAAGUGCUUGUUAGAAUGCUAUAUUGCCUGCUAUUUGCAUUUCAUCUGUACCUUAUAAAACGGCAAUCGGGAAUAUGAGAGGACAUUUGUUACUUCAUUUACUUUUUCAAGUUGUUCUGCUGUAUGACGUUUUGGCAUGGGAAGUGAGAAUGCCAAAGGAAAUUCAUGGCCUCAAAGGUUCUUGUCUGGUUAUACCAUGUUCUUUCAGCUACACGGCAUACCCACCCGCAAAUCCACGUAGAGUUGUGUGGUAUCAGUGGGUCUCUAAAGGUUAUCCUUUAGUUUACGAUCCAUGGUAUCCAAAUAAUGUCAUUGAGAAAUUUAAAGGAAAUACUGAAUUAUAUGGAAACUCAAGCUGGGAUUGCAGUCUGCUGAUCAAAAAUGUGGAACCAUCCCAUCAUGGAGAGAAAUUAUACACAUGGAUUGACCCUGAAACUGUUGGAAAGAGCACCUACGCAUUUUAUGAUGUCACUUCUACAAUUCUAGUUGAUGCAGAUCCACAGUUCCCCAGCAUCAAUAUUUAUGGAGGUGAAAGAUCAGGUGAAACCAUCACAGUAGUGUGUUCAGCUUUCCACACAUGUCCAUACAGCAAACCAAGCAUCACUCUGAACGGUAUAGAAGGAUCUGAUCAAAUAGACAAUGAGCAUUUUAAAGACGGCCUGUGGAAAAUCACUCUGACAUGCACAGGUGUUGUAAAGGCAGAAAGCUUGACCAUUGAGUGUUCUGUAACAUAUCAUGGUGGCAUAACAGUGACAGCUACAAAAGACAAAAAUGCACAGUCCCGUGUCCAUAAAGAAGCAGACUCGACACACAUUGGACGGAAGACUAUUGGGCUUUACAUACUAGCUCCAACACUUGUGUUUCUCCUCACUUGCAUAAUUACCGCAUUCAUCGUAUACAAGAAAUGGCACCGACAGCCUCUUAAUGAUAUGCAAGGUUCAUUAACACUAUUUGAAAAGAGGAGAUCACGUUGGAAUAGAUUUUCAAGGCAAUUCAGUAGGUCUGAGGGAAGAGCAGGUUGGAGUAACAGGGAAAACAGGAGUGAAAUCAGAACCAAACCUCGUAUGCCGUCACCAAAGAGUGAGCCAAAGUCCUACUCCGGCCAUGAUUCUGAUGCUGAAUACACCAACAUGGACGAACUCAACAUGUAUGGAAACAUCUGAUGAUAAUGAACAACACAAAAUUCAACAGUGUUUUUUAAAUGCUAAAUAUAAAUACAUACAUCAGAUUGUAUACUUUCAGAAAUAGUCAGUCUGUUUUUCUUAGUCAAGAUGCUUGUAUUGAGUUUGCUGUUGACCUGCAUUUAUUUUACAUUGAUGUUGUUGUCUCUGCUCUACUCUGCUAUUGAUCAAUGUUUUCUAGCAUAUC